This is a messenger RNA of Pocillopora verrucosa, 3688 nucleotides long. Its product is annotated as disks large-associated protein 4-like. The record is from RefSeq and is a predicted model, not a curated record. Gene Ontology annotation, molecular function: molecular adaptor activity. Gene Ontology annotation, biological process: signaling. Gene Ontology annotation, cellular component: postsynaptic specialization; glutamatergic synapse. Lineage: Eukaryota; Metazoa; Cnidaria; Anthozoa; Scleractinia; Pocilloporidae.
ACAUCCGCUUCGUUCCGCUCUUCAAAUUCUUUACACGAGGCGUUUUAAAAUUUGCCGAGCUUUCAUCGUUGUUUGCAGUUUUCUCACGGGUCAAACGCAUAUUGCUGUUUUACAAACAUUUCAAGCUAUCCGUGACAUCUCCUGGGUUUCAAACAAGAGGCCUUUUUUUGGACAUUAUGCGGCUUUUUUCACCGUGCAGGUGGUAGUGUAUCGUAAACAGACUUGGGGUCGGUGCAUAACCACAAAGCCGGAUUCCACUCAUCUCCCUUCACUACGAAUUACGAAACGCCCAAAUCGUGAACAACGAAGAGUACUUUCGAGGGCGAAGGUCGUUUUAGUGGUUAUCUUGUCUAAAUUUUGCUGCACAAUAUCGGACCAAGGACUGUAAAAUCAAUAUAUAGUAUUUUAUAGGUGACGAAAUCUGCUUCAUUCAAUACGGACGUCGUCUGACUCGAGCAAUUCAGCACGUUUGUUCGUUCACCGUAUCUCGUGCGCCGGUAAAGCGAUCGAAUUUGUGGCGUUUUGUAAGAAGAUGAAUGGUAGUAUUCUUUUGAAUGGAAGUCAGAGAUCAGAAUUAGUUAUUUUAGUCAAGGGAAAACGAUAUAGACCUGUUAUGGCUUCUGCUCCCGCAAACAAGGAAAAUGUCUCUCCUGAGAAAGACAUGGAGUGUUUGUCAGACAGUUUCCAAAAGAGUCUUACAAUGAAUCAUGUCGAGAAAGAUGGACGUUAUUUUCUGGAUGUAAUGGAGAAGGAAAGCGAACGAUUAACGCGGCUUUGUCAAAUUGCAGAACAAGAGAUGGAGAGUAAAUCGCUUCCAGAAGACGCAUGUGGGAAAAUUAGAGCAGCCAAUGGCAAGGCCAAGCUUUUGGUCAAUAAAAAGUUCAAGCAAUUCAAAGGACUAUGUGAUACAAACUUGGGUGUUGGUGAAACAAAUGGUAGAAGGCCUACCAAUGGGGAUCUUGCAGGUUUCUGGGAUAUGGUUAUGAUUCAGGUUGAUGAUGUGAACAGCAUGUUCUCCAAGAUUGAUGAACUACGUAAAAAUGGAUGGACCCUACCACAGACAUCUACUGAUGAGACUGAUUUUUCAAAACGCUCUUCAUUAACACGUCAGUCGUCACUAACGAGGCAAUCAUCAGUAGGGAAAGGUUCGAUAAGGAGGCAAAAAUCCAAAGAAGAAGUGAAAGCUUCUGAGGCUGAGCAGCGAGCAGCAGCACGACAAAGGUUAGCUGCUGCAAAACGAACAGCAAGACAAAGGAUGCAACAGAAAAGUAAUCCUCUGGACAAUGUAGAAAUAUUUUGUUCACCAAAAAAGUAAAGUAGUUAUUUGAAAGAGAAUGUUAAGAGUCAGAGUAUAGUUUUAGAAGCAUAUUUAUUGAAGAAUUUUUUUAAAUUGGAGUACUGUAAGAUGCCAUUUAAAGUUAUUACUGAAGGUCUUUUCCAAUUUGCCAAAAUAAAUACAUAGUUAAAUGAUAAGAAUUAAUUUGUAAAGCUUUCAGUGCACAGGAUGUUAACUUAUUAUCAGGAUUUUCAUCUCUAAAGUUUGACAGAUACUUGUUUUGAAGGACUGUGAAAAAAGCUCAAGCCACAUUGACAUGUAGUUAUUAUUGUCACUUCAUUUAAACAACGGAGUAUGAAGAAAUAUGCUUUGAUAAUCAUAUAGUUUUUAUCUCUACUUCUAAAAUAGAUCAAUGGAAUUUAACUCUGAUCAUUUUUUUAAGGUUCUGAAGAGUAAGCUGAUGGUUUAAAAAAUUGUCUUAAUUGUGCUCAUAAGAAAAAACUUGGUCCUAUCUUUUCCAUCUCUUGACAAUAUGUUUCAAAACAGAAGUUUUUUGUCAACUGUGAGUCAUUUGGGCUUGUAAAUUUAUGUUCAUGUAGUUCAGAUUACUGAGUUGUUUUCAAAAUGGUGGCAACCAUAGUUGAAUUUUUAGCAUGUUUGUAGAUCAUUUUGAAUAUUCAGGUUACUCUUUGAAAUCCUAAAACAUGGCCAGUACCAGCAAUUUUUAUAUAUACUUUGAAAUGGCAGCGAUAAAAAUUAUCUGGUUUCGUAAGCAUGCUUCUUUAAUUUUGCAUAUCUGACCAGUGAUCUAUACUUUUAGCCUCUAAACAUUGGUCUUUAUUGAGCUAACGCCCCCUGCUAGGUGAGUUUUCUUUCAUCUCAUUAGCCAUUUCCUUGGCAAUGAAAUUUGAAGAAAGAGAAAUGUUACCUAUUAAUUAUUCUUUGAAGUUAAAAGGCUAAGAUGUUAAUUUAAUACAAGGGUGUAGAGGUGUUUGGUGUUACUUAAGUCUUGAAGACAUGGCUACACUCAGAAAAACAAUAUGUAAGGCCAAAUUACAACUCUUGAAAUUUCAUGUUCACCAUUAACUCAUAAUUCAUUAGUGGAAUCAUAUCGCAUAUGGGGAAUGUAAAUAUGGGCAGUGGAACAUGAUAAGAAAUUUCUGCUUCUAAUUUCCAUUUUUACUUGGUCUUUACAGAUGUGUGCAUUAUAACUUUAAACAUUAUAUUAUGAACAUUUUUGAGAUCAGUGUUGAAAAAAAUAUAUUUAUUUGCAUUUUUUUGUUGGUGGAGAAAUAUGAGAACGUUGGUGUACCACUUAUGUCCUGCUAGUGAAAGUAGCUUCAGAGUACAGUUUUCUCAUGCCUUUUGUAGUUGUGGACAUAGUGGAAGGAAUGUGAACCCCAUUAUCUCACUUUAAGGGAUAGUUUGGAAAAAAAUUUAAAGAGAGGUUUCAAAGCUGUAUUACAGUGAGGUGAAAUUUUAGAUACUCUUUUGUAAAUUAUAAAAACUAGUUUAUAGUCUUUGUGUUCUACUAUUAAUUUUUUUUGUUCUUACCAGUAAGUUUAGAUUAAGGAGGGGAAGUGUUAACAACAACCCUACAUGAUUAUUUAUCGUGUUAAAAUAAAUUUGUUGUGCAAUGGCUUUUUUAGUGUAGGUCCCUGGAUCAAUUUAGAGUUGUUUUGUCAGAAGUAAGAAUAUCCAUAUAAAUAAAGCAGCUGAAUAAAUCUGAAUAAAUUCAGGUGUCUUUUUAGAGCAAUGUAAAUUUUCUUCACAGUGUUGAUUUGUCAUCAAUGCUUGUGAUUUGAACACCAAGUUGCCAGGGCUGUCUUGUGACAAAGUGUAUGGCAGACAGUGAAGAAAACUACUUUCAAGGUCUUUAGGUGAAAGUGUCAAUCAUUCAAAGUCUAAGCAAUAACUAAUAUUGAUGUAUCUGCCACCUUCCAGUGUGACUGUUCUUAGCACUUCUCAGCCGAGAUCUUAACUUAACAAGUCAUUGAGUUUGUUAGUAUUUAUUGUAAACAAUGAGUAAAUCUCACAGAUUACUUCAAUGUUGUCAGCAAAGAUUAUUCUUUCAAAGUUCAUUUUAAAUAUUGUAAUUUUCCACCUAGAGAAUCUUGUGUUGAUGGAAGGAGUAGUUGUGUAUGCAUAAGUUUAAUCUCAAUUUUACAGGUUUGUAUAAUUUUGAAGUUUAUUGAACUACUUUGCAAACUUUGCUUGUAAAAAAAAUGGUUAUAUCUCCUUCAAAAUUAGAAGCAGAAUCAAUGGAAUUGCAUGCUUCAUGUUGCUUGUUUGAAUUUAUCAUUCUAAGAUUUUUCAUUUUGUCUUUAUCAUAUUAAUCAUAAUUAUCAUGACACUCUGGCUAGUAUGUAGUCAAGAAAUGGAGAGGAUAAAAUAAAGUUGUUUCUAUUGGGA